AUGGAAGCUGCUAUUGGAGCCACCUUUGACGCUGCGAAGAAAGUUUUGGCAUGGUAUAAGUAUUCCAAAAAUGUGGAGAUUCUGAAAAGCAAAAUGGAGGAACUGAGCAGCCGAGAGAACGAUGUGCGGAUGGCAGUGAAUCGAGCUGAAGUGCAACUAGGGAAGACGAGGAAGCGCGAGGUAGAAGUAUGGCUGAGAAAUGUAAGAAAGAUCACAAACGAUGUACGCGGUGUGGAGCGGAGACUCCGAGAAGGAAGGGGAUGGCUCUCACCUUUCAGGCUGGGGAUGCUCGUCUCAAACAUGAUCGAACAGGUUGCCGAGCUUCAAGAGAAAGGCUGCUUCUCAGAUGGGUUAGUGGCCGAGCCAUUACUCAACAGCGGUAAGACUUUACACACAACACCAUUAGUGGGUAAAAUAACCGCCCAAAAGACUCUUUCCAUGAUUUGGAAUUACUUAAUAAAUGAAGACAUUGGGAAAAUCGGUGUCCAUGGUAUGGGCGGGGUAGGGAAGACAACGAUAGUGAAGCACAUCAACAACCGCCUGAUUGAAGCUCAGCUCUUCGAUAAUGUUAUUUGGGUGAAUGUGUCGAAAGCUCUUACAUUGGAGAGACUACAAAGCAAUAUUGCAAAGGCAAUUGAGUUAGACCUAGGGGAUGACGACGACGAAGACAGCAGAUCAAUGAAGCUAUAUGCUGCUUUGAAGAGGAGGGAGAAGUUUGCUCUCAUCUUGGAUGACAUGUGGGAAGCAUUUCCACUCGAAACAGUAGGAAUUCCUGAACCCAACAAAGAAAAUGGAUGCAAGCUCAUAGUGAUUACUCGGUCGCUGGGUGUCUGCAGAAGUAUGGAGACAGAGAGAGAUGUUGAAGUCGAGUCGCUCACCGAGGAGGAGGCAUGGGACUUGUUCAGUGAUAAAGUUGGCUGCGAGGCGUUGCUUUCUGGUGACAUUCAAGACGUUGCAAAGCUCGUGUGCCAAAAAUGCGGUCGCUUGCCGCUUGCGAUCACAACGGUCGGACGGGCGCUGAGGAGAGUUUCUGAUGCUAGGGUGUGGAGGAGUGCCUUGAAUGAACUGAGAGGGUCGACUGCUGAGAUCCGUGGCUUUGAAUACGACGUUCUUGCACGACUAAAGUUCAGUUACCAUCGCUUACGGAAUGACAACAUCCGAGCUUGUUUCUUGUAUUGCACAUUGUUUCCCAAGGAUCAUGCCAUCUCCACCAAAGAGCUUAUAGAUUAUUGGAUUUGCGAGGGAUUAAUAGAUGGAGCGGGAAAUCGACAGUACCUGAUCGACAAGGGACAGGCUAUAUUGAAUGAACUCCAAGACGCUUGCAUGUUAGACAGUAUUGUGGACAAGCACAAUGCUGAAUGUGUGAAGCUGAAUGACAUUGUUAGGGAUAUGGCCAUUAGCAUCACCAAAGAGAAUCCACGGUUCUUGGUUAGAGCCGGCGUCGGAUUGAUGGAGUUGCCGAGGGUGGAGGAUUGGAUGGAAGAAGCUGAACGGAUAUCUCUUAUGAAGAACAACAUAAAAGUACUCUGGGAUCAACCUCGGUGCAGCAAACUCUCCACCUUGUUGCUGCGAGAAAACCCGCUUUCGCCGAACAUCCCAUCUUCCUUCUUUGAAUCCAUGAAGAAUCUUAAAGUUCUAGACAUAUCGCAUACAAACAUCGACUCGCUGCCGUUGUCACUCUCUCAUCUAAAGAACCUCCGUGCACUGCUACUAAGUGAUUGUACCAAGUUAGAGAAGCUGCCUUCGCUAGCAAAGCUGAAGGAUUUGAUUGUGUUGGAUCUCUCUAACACGCGCAUCAAAGAGUUGCCGGAAGGAGUGGAAGCUUUGGUGAAUCUCAGACGCCUCAACCUCUCCAACACGAGGAGUCUGCAAAUGUUCCGGCCGGGGACUAUAUCACAUCUAUCCCUUCUGGAAGACCUGUCGACUUACCAGAGCUUGUGGCGGUGGGGAGGAGGAGAUAGGAUCGAUGAGAUCACGCAGCUGAGCCAGUUGGCAAAUCUCGGUCUCUCAUUUGAGAAUCUUGCGACCUUCUUCGACUACCUUCGAUCCGGGCAAUGGAGGAAACUCAAAAGCUUCCAUUUCUGGGUAGGCCAAGGUCCAUUCGCUCUCACUUCCUCUAUACUGAAUUACUCCAUAGAGAUUGCCAGCCACUCUCAUGGCGCAGAAGACAUGCUCCCUAACAACAAUCUUCAGCUGAAUCUGCAAGGAAUUCUCCCUGACAACACUCUCCAGCUGAAUCUCCAAGACUGUAAUGGUAUCUCAUCCUUAUCGUGCCUGUCGAACUUGAAGCAGUUGAAGUCAAGCACCAUCAUCACCUGCGAUAAGGUCGAGUGCAUCGUAGCGGCAGCUGGUAACAACACAUUGCCCACCUUGGAAGAACUAACCCUUUGGGACCUACGCAAUCUACAGGCGAUCUGCGAAGUCCCUGUGCCGCGUGGGACCCUCACCAACUUGAAGUCCUUGCAUGUACAAUGGUGCCAUGGUUUGAAGAACCUCUUCUCACUAGAGCUGUUCCAGCACCUGCAAAAUCUUGAGGAGAUCAAGGUCGAGUAUUGCCGUCUCAUGGAGGAGAUGGUAGCAGGAGAAGAUGACAGUAGCUCUUCACCAAAUGACGUAACGCUCCCAAAUCUAAAGAGUUUGCAUUUGGAUCGUUUAUGCGAGUUGAAGAGCAUUUGUAGUGGGACAUUGGUUUGUAAUUCACUAACUACGAUCGUGAUAGAGAACUGUCCGAUGUUAAAGAAGCUCCCUUUCACUUCCGUUGGCUUACCGCCCAUCCUCAGUGGAAAUAUCCUAGGGAGUAGGAUGUGGUGGGACGCGUUGGAGUGGGAUAACCCGGACACAGAGACUCGGCUCCAACCCCUUCUCCAUGAAAAUCCGUAA
Messenger RNA from Magnolia sinica, 2880 nucleotides. RefSeq names its product probable disease resistance protein At4g27220. The transcript has a single exon. The coding region runs from base 1 to 2880 and encodes 959 amino acids. NCBI's taxonomy places the organism in Eukaryota, Viridiplantae, Streptophyta, Magnoliopsida, Magnoliales, Magnoliaceae. Gene Ontology annotation, molecular function: ADP binding; protein binding. The record is from RefSeq and is a predicted model, not a curated record.